This is a messenger RNA of Rhipicephalus microplus (southern cattle tick), 3577 nucleotides long. RefSeq lists its product as uncharacterized. Lineage: Eukaryota; Metazoa; Arthropoda; Arachnida; Ixodida; Ixodidae. The record is from RefSeq and is a predicted model, not a curated record.
CCGGGUGGAACGCCGGAGCGGAAGCCCGUGUCGCGCGCGCGCAUUUUCCGAGCUCGCCGUCUCGCUCCCGCCCGACUCCGCGCGCAUGCCGUUAAGGAAACGCACGGUGCGCGAUGGGGCGUUCACCUCCGAAACCGAAAGGCUAAAUGAGCGCCAAUUUGUGGACAUGGAAUAACACGACACGAAGGGAAUGUUGCGCGACUCCGAAUCGUCUACGGUGAUGUGAAUGGAUGCCACUGGCGGUGCAACAACCGGAGACAAGCUCUGUGAUUCUCGAAGAAGAGAGCGACUGUACUUCGCUUAGGUGCGGUCGGAGCAAUGGAGGUUCCCGUACGUAAAGAGGGACAUGAAGUGCUAAGCGCCGAGUACUGCUACGGCUACACGGACAAGUUCGGCAAGUGGAACAACGGGUUCCCGUGCCCGGCGCAGAGCAGCGGCGAGACCGUCUACUGCUGCGGAACAUCCACGGAGCCGUACUGCUGUCGCAAGAAGGAGGACGAGCCACCGGCACCGACUCACGACCAGACACUUCUUAUUGGAGUGGCCCUGGGCACGCUGCUGGUGGUGGCCUUACUAGCCCUGGGCGCUUGUCUGCUAUGUCGCCGCCGGAUUGCACACAAAAAUAGGCACCAGACCAUCAACGGAGGCCCCAUCUACAGGAUGCACUGCGGCAGCUCCAGUGCGAACACCUACUCAUUUUCGGGUCACGACAGUGGCGCAACAACCCCUGGCACCGUGCCUUCGGGCGGCGUCGCUGGAUGUGGUGGGCCCGUUGCCCCGGGCAACUGCCAUCAGCACGCACCGUCCGAUCGUGGCGCCAUCUCGGAGCCGUUCAACGAAAUGGAGCCGCCUCCACCACCUCCUCGCGAUAUCUCGAGCUUCAGCGGACUCCUCACACCAUGUCCCGCAGGCGGGCUUCACUACAAUGGCCCGAUGCCGCACAUGGAGCCACCGCCUCCGUACCAAGUGGAGAGCCCACAUUCGACGCUGCUCGUGCGGACCAUGCCCUCGGACGCAUCAAACUGCAGCCAACAGAGUUUCGGCACGUUGCGCCUGUCACAGCAAAGGCCAGCACGCCGAUUCCAGCCGUUGCCGCGGACGCAGCAGAUGCAGCAACCACAAGGCGCAGACUACCACGAUCCCGCAUACUGGUGCACCAAGUUCUGACUCUAACGCGGACUAGAACUUGGUGCGGACCAAAGAAAAUCCGGGAAUCGCGGACAUCACGUCACGCUAGGACGGCAGCAGUUUAAAACCUGCUGCCAGAGUAUGAAGCCGAAGGCGACUGCAAACCUUGAGAGUGCAGGCGAAUGUGACGCCAUCUGCCGUGAAAUUCCAGAACCUCGUCGUAGUAGCCCCAAGUGAGGCUACAACCUUCUCGGGGUAGCCACUUUGUGGUGCUAUUCUGUACACUGCCGAAUUUUGUAAUGACGGCAUUUUAGGCCAAUCGAAAAGCCCACAACAGCUCUCUGGGCCAAACAUACCUAACCAAAGGAAACAAACUGACAUGUAGAAAUUUGGCAACAACCAGAAUAGCACCCCUGGGUUUACCUGAGUAGUGCUGACAGAAAGUGACGGAGACACAACGUACGUGCCACUUGGGUGUAUUUCGUUCAUUUAUCCAGCUGGCUGUGACCAACAACGGAACAAUUUGUGCGUCAUCUGGUUACGUGGACAAACGAAGGAACGUGUCGCGCGACGAGAGUAGAAAGACUCAGUUUCGACAAUGAUGACGUCAUCUCAAGAAACGGAAUGAACUGUGCGCCACUGCCACUCAUUUCUGGAGACGAGAGCCACGCACAGAUAUAACUGUUACAGAAGUGUUUGUAAAGUUCGUUCCAAAUGACUGCUUCAUCAUGCGUUAUACCGAGUUGCCAGAAAAAAUUAUUUAAAUUUUAAAUAUUUCACGUUAUUCUUGUGACAUGCCAUUGUGCACAAUUUAUGAAGCGAGCUUUCCGGUCAGACCGAAAGAGGUAAUGCUAUACGAAUGCUCGCCAUAGUUAUUGUCGUUUUAUACGGUGAACUCACAUAUGCAGCAUAUCAGAAAGAAAUCAUAGGCCAUAUAUCACAUUCAAGAGUGUCUGUGUCAACGGACGUUGUUACCAUUUGGAAAGCAUGCUUCCUAAGUAUUACAGCAUCACUGAAUAUAACUGUAAAAUAAAAAAAUGAAAUGCGAGUGUCCACAAAAAAAUUGCUACGGGUGCACACUUGCACGAGAAAAGAUGCAAUACCAGAACAUCUGCAUGAACAACCCAUCUUCUGAAGGUAACGGGCAGUUGUACAGCUGUCAAAACUGCAAAAAUGAGUAUCCCCGAUAUUCAAUUUGUCUUUACAUCAGCGACAAGGCCGCACAUCUAUGGCCAUGGCACAGUGCAUCAGUGUGAACUUACAAGGUACAAUUAUUAAUUUAUUAGUUGGUAAACACAUGAUUAAACGUACCAUUACAUUCAGAAAUGUGUUUAAAUAACAGUAAUUUUUCUUUAAUAUGGCCACAUUACAGGACUGCCGGAAACAUAAAUGCGUUAGAUUUUGAUUAAGUGUACAUGCUGCAGAACCAGUCAAUAUUAGGAGACCACCAAACAUCAAGUCAAGUUUUAAGUAUGCAAGCUUUACUUUUUGCUUUUUUUAAAGCUGCAGCUAAGAUAUUGUGUAAAGUGAACAAGUACUUAUGAAACAAGGCUUUGAAGGGCUACUCGCCACCUCGCGUUUAAAGACGAGGGGGUGACUUUAUCCUCACCUUCAUACACACGAUGCAUCCUCCUCGCGCCUUAGUUGUUUAAUGCACGUGAACAAUGUCAGCAAUAGGCGCUCGAGCCUAGGAUUUCGCGCUUCUCGGCGGCACGCUGUUAUCGCUUCUUGCGCAGUUGUAAACAAAAAAAUGAAGCUUGAUCAGUUGAUUGUACACAAUAUUGAUGCGAAACAAAGAAGAACGGAUGGGCGGCUGCAUGGCAAAGCAAAAGCAAUGCAGGAGACAAAUCACGUGUGAUAUUUCACGUAUAUCAGCGAAUCGAGAGCAUGUACGCUGUAGACGUCACGGUAACUACUUCUACGUCCCAGUAGUGCGCCGAGAAGGACGAGAAAUAUCAGGAAAGAAUAUUGCACUCUUUUUUAUAUUUUGGAAGCCUGGUGAGUGGCCCUUCAAGUGAUAAUUAAGCAAUCAACUCAUAUUAUUCCCAUUGACGUAUUGCUACAAUUCUUUUGCGCUUAUGGUAAGCUAAAGAUACCGAGGCUAUUGUAUUUGAUAUUAUCUCAACCAUGGUUCAUUACAGCCGAUCAGUCUUUUACCAAAAUCAUGAUCUGUUAGUUCUCCAAGCAAUCUGAGUACGUAAGGGACGAGUACUCAGAUUGAAGGUUAGCACUAAGAACAAUGCUCCCCAAUCCCACACGCUUAAAACAGUGUGAAUUCUGUUCUGAUAACUGCAGCAAAGAAGAAUUCACAAAUACACGUGCAGCAUGUCUAAUCACAAAAUAUGGAGACACCUGUAACCAUAUAAAACUAAUGUGGUCUCAACAUUUGUUUAAAUACGCCCGUUCACCUAAAUUCUGCAUGAUUAAAAGACUUCUGUGACAACAAAAA